AUGCGUAUUCGCCUACAGCCUCGCAGGAGACCACAAGGUAAGCGACCCCCAGGUAAGCUGAAUGUUCCUUUGUUGUCUUUGCCUGCUCACCGUCUCCAUUUCAGCAAUGAGCUAGCUCAACGGCUAGACAAUCUUCCUAUCGCUGCCGCCGCCGACGACGACGACGCCGCCGCCGCCGCCGCCGCUGCCGAGAACGCCUCCGUGGAGAACCGCUGGUGUCAACUGCGUGACACAGUCCAGUCGACGGCGCUCGCCGUCCUCGGUCGCGCUCCCCGCCAACACCAGGACUGGUUCGACGGCAACGACGCUGCCAUCAGAAAUCUGCUUUCCGAGAAGAACCGCCUACACAAAGCCUACGUAGAGCAGCCAACUGAGGGCAACAAAGUUGCCUUCUACCGCAGUCGCCGCCAGCUUCAGCAACGACUGCGCGAGAUGCAGGACGCCUGGACUGCUCGCAAAGCUGAGGAGAUCCAAGGCUACGCGGAUCGCAACGAAUGGAAGAACUUCUUCUCCGCUAUCAAAGCUGUCUACGGUCCGCCGACGAAGGGCACUGCUCCUCUCCUCAGCGCCGACGGCAGCACUCUCCUGACUGAGAAGACGCAAAUCCUGCAGCGAUGGGCUGAGCAUCUCCGAGGCGUCCUCAACCGCCCUUCCGUCAUCUCCGAAGCCGCCAUCGCCCGCUUGCCGCAAGUAGCGACCAACGCGGACCUCGACCUCCCGCCGUCUCUCCAGGAAACGAUCAGGGCCGUGCAGCAGCUCUCCAGCGGGAAAGCACCCGGAUCGGACGCAAUCCCUGCUGAGGUCUACAAGCACGGAGGUCCCCUACUGAUGGAUCACCUGACUGCGCUUUUCCAGGAGAUGCGGCGUCAAGGUGAAAUCCCGCAAGAUUUCAAGGACGCAACUAUCGUGCACCUAUACAAGUGCAAAGGGAAUCGCCAAGUCUGCGACAACCACCGCGGCAUCUCCCUACUGAACAUCGCCGGGAAGAUCUUCGCUCGCAUCCUGCUCAACCGCCUCAACAACCAUCUGGAACAGGGCCUUCUGCCGGAAAGCCAAUGCGGCUUCCGUCGUCAUCGUGGGACCACGGAUAUGAUCUUCGCAGCCCGCCAACUUCAGGAGAAGUGCCAGGAGAUGCGGACCCACCUGUACUCUACCUUCGUGGACCUGACGAAAGCCUUCGACACGGUGAAUCGUGAAGGACUGUGGAGGAUUAUGCGGAAAUUCGGCUGUCCGGAGCGAUUCACUCAGAUGGUGCGUCAGCUGCACGACGGUAUGAUGGCGCGAGUCACGGAUAACGGAGCUGUCUCAGAGGCAUUCGCAGUGACCAACGGAGUGAAGCAGGGCUGUGUGCUGGCGCCUACCCUCUUCAGUCUCAUGUUCUCUGCCAUGCUGAUGGACGCCUACCGCGACAAACGCCCUGGAAUCCGCAUCGCCUAUAGAACGGACGGUCAUCUCCUGAAUCGCCGGCGCAUGAACUUCCAAUCGCGUGUAUCCACAGCCACCGUGCACGAACUCCUCUUCGCCGACGACUGCGCCCUGAACACCACCUCAGAAGUGGAGAUGCAACGGAGCAUGGACCUAAUCUCCGCCGCCUGCGAGCACUUUGGGCUGGUUAUCAACACGCAGAAGACGGUGGUGAUGCAUCAGCCGCCUCCCAGCUCAGCCACAGCCCCCAACGCGCCGCAAAUCAACGUGAAUGGGACUCAACUGCAAGUGGUAGAGAACUUCCCGUACCUGGGCAGCACGCUCUCCCGCAACACCAAGAUCGACGACGAAGUCGCCAACAGGAUCUCGAAAGCCAGUCAAGCCUUCGGUCGCAUCCAAAGCACAGUUUGGAAUCGUCAUGGUCUCCAACUGAGCACAAAGCUGAAGAUGUAUAAGGCCGUCAUCCUGCCGACGCUACUGUACGGAGCGGAGACCUGGACGGUGCACACGAGGCAGGCACAUCGACUAAACCACUUCCACCUCAGCUGUCUCCGCCGCAUCCUGAGGCUGAACUGGCAGGACCGCAUCCCCGACACCGAAGUGCUUGAACGGACGGGAAUUCUGAGCAUCUACUCCAUGUUGAGACAAAUGCAGCUGCGCUGGAGCGGCCAUCUGGUGCGCAUGGACGACGAGCGACUACCCAAACGACUCUUCUACGGAGACGUCGCAACGGGUUCUCGUCGUCAAGGAGGCCAAAUUCGCCGUUACAAAGAUACUCUGAAUUUCUCCCUGAAGCGGCUGCACAUCGACCCGACCAAGUGGGAAGACCUCGCCCGCGAUCGUCCGACAUGGAGGAGAACAGUGAAGACGGGCGCUGCUAUCUACGAAGCCAACCGCAUCGCCGCCGCCAAAGUGAAACGCGAAGUCCGCAAAUCACAACUUCGCCCAAUACGCAACGCCGCCGCACAACCUCCCCCUACGUUUCCUCGAUGUCACCGGACAUUCCGGGCACGAAUCGGACUUGUUGGACAUCUUCGAACCAACUGCACCUCUCGAACUGCUCCAGCCAUCGUCCCAGCACCCGCCUCUUCCUCGUCCUCUCUUCCGCCAACUAACUCUGACACCCCUUCUGCACCACCACUUCCAUCCUCCUCCUUCUCCUCCACUGCCCCAGUGGUGGCCGUUCAGGCUGCCGUCUCACACAUCGCCAACCACGACACAGCAACCGCAACCACCCCCACCUGCCCUCACUGCGACCGCACCUUCACCUCUCGCAUCGGCCUGGUCGGUCACUUGCGAAUCCAUCGCACAGAGACUGGUGAACCAGUGCCUGGAGCACCAACCUACACCCACCGCACUCGCCUCCACUGCCCACAAUGCCCUCGCACCUUCCGGCAUCGCAUGGGCCUAUUCGGCCACAUGCGCAUCCACGAGAGCGGAAUUGGCCGCAGCCUUGACACACCCACCCCGCCGAGCCCCACUCCCAAUCCAUCACCUUGUGCACCCACUAACCACUCCCCAGCCGACAUCGACGCCACCGACCUUACCACCCCUCACUCCCCCCCUUCCUCCUCCACUUCCUCCUUCACUGCCCCAACGACGGCCACUCCGGCGUCUGUAGCGCACGACUUCACCACAGCCGCACCUGACACAACAACAGGCACAACCCCUGCAACCUCCAUCAACAGAUGUGAGGGCCCGCACUACAUCUGCCCUCACUGCGAUCGCACCUUCACUUCACGCAUCGGCCUGGUCGGUCACUUGCGAAUCCAUCGCACAGAGUCUGGCGAACCAGUGCCUGGAGCACCAACCUACACUCACCGCACUCGCCUCCACUGCCCACACUGCCCUCGCACCUUCACGCAUCGCAUGGGUCUAUUCGGCCACAUGCGCAUCCACGAGAGCGGCAUUGACCGCAAUUCCGAUACAGCCACGACAUCCAACACGCCCAGACCCAUCCUCGCCCCACCGUCACACGCGCCGACCACCACCACCGCCACCACCAACACCACUGCUUCCUCUACAGCUGACACCGACACCGCCGACCUCUCAUGCCCACAUUGUCCACGCACCUUCACUUCACGCAUCGGCCUGGUCGGUCACUUGCGAAUCCAUCGCACAGAGACUGGCGAACCAGUGCCUGGAGCACCAACCUACACCCACCGCACUCGCCUUCACUGCCCACACUGCCCUCGCACCUUCACGCAUCGCAUGGGUCUAGUCGGCCACAUGCGCAUCCACAACGACCUGCGGUAG
Molecule: messenger RNA, 3681 nt
Organism: Spirometra erinaceieuropaei
Lineage: Eukaryota; Metazoa; Platyhelminthes; Cestoda; Diphyllobothriidea; Diphyllobothriidae
Source: the annotation of a GenBank genome assembly